AUGAAUGCAGAUUGCUACUUUCUACAGCUGGAGCUGUUAAAUUGAACAAGCAGCAAACCGACAUUGCUGUCAACUGGGCCGGUGGACUUCACCAUGCAAAGAAAUCGGAAGCAUCAGGCUUUUGUUACGUGAAUGAUAUUGUCUUGGCCAUUCUCGAAUUACUGAAGUAUCAUCAGAGAGUACUGUACAUUGAUAUUGAUAUUCACCAUGGUGAUGGUGUUGAAGAAGCUUUUUACACAACAGACAGAGUGAUGACUGUUUCGUUCCAUAAAUAUGGUGAAUAUUUCCCUGGCACAGGAGAUCUCCGGGAUAUAGGUGCAGGCAAAGGCAAAUACUAUGCUGUAAAUUUCCCAUUGAGAGAUGGAAUUGAUGAUGAAUCUUAUGAAGCCAUAUUCAAACCUAUUAUAUGUAAGGUGAUGGAAAUGUAUCAGCCCAGUGCCAUUGCGUUGCAGUGUGGUGCUGAUUCUUUGUCUGGGGAUAGACUUGGCUGUUUUAACCUCACUAUUAAAGGCCAUGCUAAAUGUGUUGAAUUUGUGAAGACCUUUAAUCUGCCUUUACUGAUGUUGGGAGGUGGAGGAUACACAAUUCGUAAUGUAGCUCGAUGCUGGACAUAUGAGACUUCUGUAGCUUUGGACUCGGAGAUUCCAAAUGAACUGCCAUACAACGAUUAUUUUGAGUACUUUGGACCAGACUUCAAGCUGCACAUUAGUCCUUCCAAUAUGACAAAUCAGAACACCAAUGAAUACCUGGAAAAGAUAAAGCAACGUUUGUUUGAAAACCUACGCAUGCUGCCACAUGCACCAGGCGUUCAGAUGCAGGCUAUCCCAGAAGAUGCGGUUCCAGAAGAUAGUGGGGAUGAGGAGGAGGAAGAUGCAGACAAACGCAUUUCAAUCCGUGCUUCAGACAAAAGAAUAGCUUGUGAUGAAGAGUUCUCGGAUUCUGAAGAUGAAGGGGAAGGAGGGCGACGAAACACUGCAAAUUACAAGAAACUAAAGCGUGCCAAAGUGGAAGAAGAGAAAGAGGGAGAGGAGAAAAAAGCAGAUGGGAAAGAGGAAGAAAAGGCCAAAGAUGGUGUUCCAGAGAAGUUAGAAACUAAAGGAAUUAAGGUGGAAGAGACAAAACCAAGCAACGCAUAAGUCAAGACAGAAACCCGUUGGCUCAAUUUCUUCGCAGCAUGGUUACUGUAGUGUAGCAUUAUUAGUUGACCCUAGAAAUGCUUAUUUUUUUACAACGUACAAUGGACCAUGUAAUUUAUUUGUAAACACCGUUUUGACCUUUGAAGUUGUUUAAUCCGUGAUCCAAAAGAUGUUAAGUUGUUAAGUGAAGUUGGCUAAGGAGUUGUUAAACCUUUCCUGUAUUUUCCAGUGUAAACAAAUGGCAUUUUUGACUCCUGUUUGCUUGGGCAGUCUUUUUGCUAAACACAUAGCACUCUUAAGUCAACCCUUGAAAGUUGUUGAAAAUGACAACCUGGCUUUCAUUUUUACUGUCCCAUAAUGAACCAUUUGUAUUUCUGUGAAAAUACUGAGAAUCAUGUAACCCUCCCAUGUUCAAGGUAGUAAUCGGAUAUGUGAGAUGGAUAUUCUAUUAAUUUUUUUAUAUAUUAUAAACUGGAUAAAAUCAGUUGACUUAUACUUAGACUCCUUAAGGGAAUGUUUUCCAUUUUUAAAAAGAAAUCUUUAUAGUAAAACUCUUAUUGCCCAACUGAAAUAUGGGUGGAUGUGUGUGGGUUUUUUAUUCUUGCUAUGUGUGAAUUAAGUUUACUUCAUGAUCUUUUUGACCAAAACUUAAUUAAAAUAUUUCAGUCAAAA
This is a messenger RNA of Rhincodon typus (whale shark), 1808 nucleotides long. Its product is annotated as probable histone deacetylase 1-B. The transcript is spliced from 10 exons. The record is from RefSeq and is a predicted model, not a curated record. Gene Ontology annotation, molecular function: histone deacetylase activity. Lineage: Eukaryota; Metazoa; Chordata; Chondrichthyes; Orectolobiformes; Rhincodontidae. Bases 252 to 1136 code for a protein of 294 amino acids.